Messenger RNA from Coregonus sp. 'balchen', 4219 nucleotides. The record is from the annotation of a GenBank genome assembly. NCBI's taxonomy places the organism in Eukaryota, Metazoa, Chordata, Actinopteri, Salmoniformes, Salmonidae.
AUGCAGACGUCAUCGCUCCGCCGCCAGGUGAAGAACAUGGUCAACCAAUACUCAGAGGCAGAGAUCAAGGUUUGUUGUUGUGCUCAUUGUUUUUUGCUGUUUAACAUGUUUAUGGUUACCUGUAUAUAUUGUAAAGCUUCUUUGGGUCUGAGAAACGCGCCAUCAUAUAUCAUUCUUAUAUAUUCUACUUUAUAAUUGAUCUUAGGCCGGGAUUCAAAUCGAUCGUGCUUUUGUUGGUGCUUUUAAAAGCAAUGUUUGCGGAGACUGCAUUCACAGUGAACGAUGCAUAUGGCGGGCUCAUUCGGAAAUUACUUUUUAAAUGGCGCAUAGCUGACAAAAUGAGAUCAGCCUGAAUUAUAUUUUAUCAAACUAAAUAUGUAUUAAUAUUAUUAUUUUAAGGUCCGCGAGGCGACCUCCAAUGACCCGUGGGGUCCCCCCUCCUCUCUGAUGUCAGAGAUCGCUGACCUGACCUUCAACGUGGUUGCGUUCACUGAGGUCAUGGGCAUGAUCUGGAAACGCCUCAAUGACAGCGGGAAGAACUGGAGACACGUCUACAAGGUCAACAUUCACCUGUUUUUCCUGGCUUCGGAAACUAACUGUUUUCUCUAUGAUAUUUACUAUAUACAAUUGUUAGUGUUCCUUCAUUCAAAUAUCCUGUUCCUGUGUAUUUUGUAAACAUUUUAAUCAUCAUUCUGCUUUUAUUGUUUAACGCUUUGCUUUGUCUUUUUAUCUACUGUUAGAUUUGAGCGGUGUCUGUUUUUUUGUCUUUGUCUUUUUAUUUACUGUUAGAUUUGAGCGGUGUCUGUUUUUUUGUCUUUGUCUUUUUAUUUACUGUUAGAUUUGAGCGGUGUCUGUUUUUUUGUCUUUGUCUUUUUAUCUACUGUUAGAUUUGAGCGGUGUCUGUUUUUUGUCUUUGUCUUUUUAUCUACUGUUAGAUUUGAACGGUGUCUGUUUUUUGUCUUUGUCUUUUUAUCUACUGUUAGAUUUGAGCGGUGUCUGUUUUUUGUCUUUGUCUUUUUAUUUACUGUUAGAUUUGAGCGGUGUCUGUUUUUUUGUCUUUGUCUUUUUAUUUACUGUUAGAUUUGAGAGGUGUCUGUUUUUUUGUCUUUGUCUUUUUAUUUACUGUUAGAUUUGAGCGGUGUCUAUUUUUUUGUCUUUGUCUUUUUAUCUACUGUUAGAUUUGAGCGGUGUCUGUUUUUUUGGCUUUGUCUUUUUAUCUACUGUUAGAUUUGAGCGGUGUCUGUUUUUUGUCUUUGUCUUUUUAUUUACUGUUAGAUUUGAGAGGUGUCUGUUUUUUUGUCUUUUUAUUUACUGUUAGAUUUGAGGGGUGUCUGUUUUUUUGUCUUUGUCUUUUUAUCUACUGUUAGAUUUGAGCGGUGUCUGUUUUUUUGUCUUUGUCUUUUUAUCUACUGUUAGAUUUGAGCGGUGUCUGUUUUUUGUCUUUGUCUUUUUAUUUACUGUUAGAUUUGAGAGGUGUCUGUUUUUUUGUCUUUUUAUUUACUGUUAGAUUUGAGGGGUGUCUGUUUUUUUGUCUUUGUCUUUUUAUUUACUGUUAGAUUUGAGCGGUGUCUGUUUUUUGGCUUUGUCUUUUUAUCUACUGUUAGAUUUGAGCGGUGUCUGUUUUUUUGGCUUUGUCUUUUUAUCUACUGUUAGAUUUGAGCGGUGUCUGUUUUUUGUCUUUGUCUUUUUAUUUACUGUUAGAUUUGAGAGGUGUCUGUUUUUUUGUCUUUGUCUUUUUAUUUACUGUUAGAUUUGAGCGGUGUCUGUUUUUUUGUCUGUCUUUUUAUUUACUGUUAGAUUUGAGCGGUGUCUGUUUUUUUGUCUUUGUCUUUUUAUUUACUGUUAGAUUUGAGAGGUGUCUGUUUUUUUGUCUUUGUCUUUUUAUUUACUGUUAGAUUUGAGCGGUGUCUAUUUUUUUGUCUUUGUCUUUUUAUUUACUGUUAGAUUUGAGCGGUGUCUGUUUUUUUGUCUUUGUCUUUUUAUCUACUGUUAGAUUUGAGCGGUGUCUGUUUUUUUGGCUUUGUCUUUUUAUUUACUGUUAGAUUUGAGAGGUGUCUGUUUUUUUGUCUUUGUCUUUUUAUUUACUGUUAGAUUUGAGCGGUGUCUGUUUUUUUUGGCUUUGUCUUUAUCUACUGUUAGAUUUGAGCGGUGUCUGUUUUUUUGUCUUUUUAUUUACUGUUAGAUUUGAGCGGUGUCUGUUUUUUUGUCUUUGUCUUUUUAUUUACUGUUAGAUUUGAGCGGUGUCUGUUUUUUUGGCUUUGUCUUUUUAUUUACUGUUAGAUGAGAGGUGUCUGUUUUUUUGUCUUUGUCUUUUUAUUUACUGUUAGAUUUGAGCGGUGUCUGUUUUUUUGUCUUUGUCUUUUUAUUUACUGUUAGAUUUGAGCGGUGUCUGUUUUUUUGUCUUUGUCUUUUUAUUUACUGUUAGAUUUGAGCGGUGUCUGUUUUUUUGUCUUUGUCUUUUUAUUUACUGUUAGAUUUGAGCGGUGUCUAUUUUUUUGUCUUUGUCUUUUUAUCUACUGUUAGAUUUGAGCGGUGUCUGUUUUUUGGCUUUGUCUUUUUAUCUACUGUUAGAUUUGAGCGGUGUCUGUUUUUUGGCUUUGUCUUUUUAUCUGCUGUUAGAUUUGAGCGGUGUCUGUUUUUUGGCUUUGUCUUUUUAUCUACUGUUAGAUUUGAGCGGUAUCUGUUUUUUUGGCUUUGUCUUUUUAUCUACUGUUAGAUUUGAGCGGUGUCUGUUUUUUUGGCUUUGUCUUUUUAUUUACUGUUAGAUUUGAGCGGUGUCUGUUUUUUUUGGCUUUGUCUUUAUCUACUGUUAGAUUUGAGCGGUGUCUGUUUUUUUGUCUUUUUAUUUACUGUUAGAUUUGAGCGGUGUCUGUUUUUUGGCUUUGUCUUUUUAUCUACUGUUAGAUUUGAGCGGUGUCUAUUUUUUUGUCUUUGUCUUUUUAUUUACUGUUAGAUUUGAGCGGUGUCUGUUUUUUUGUCUCUGUCUUUUUAUUUGCUGUUAGAUUUGAGCGGUGUCUGUUUUUUGUCUUUGUCUUUUUAUCUACUGUUAGAUUUGAGCGGUGUCUGUUUGAAAUGUGUAUAAGAGAAGUGUAUUAUUAUUUUAUUACUAGGCCCUGACGCUACUCGACUACCUGAUCAAAACGGGCUCGGAACGCGUGGCGCAGCAGUGCAGGGAGAACGUCUACACCAUACAGGUUAGAUCGACGGUUCGAAUCCCGAGUCUGUCGGGAGAAAUGACUUUGGAGUGCACUGAGCUGGCUUCUGAAGGGUUUCUUUCUCCGGGGGUUGGGUUGAAACCAAAAAAACUAAUCUGCAAAAAAAGUAUAAUAAAUAAUAUCUUCUUCCUCUUCCUCCUCUUCCUCGUCUUCCUCUCUAGACCCUACGGGACUUCCAGUUCACAGACAGAGAUGGCAGGGACCAGGGGGUCAACGUUAGGGAGAAGGCCAAGCAGAUGGUGGCCCUGAUGAGGGAUGAGGAGAGGCUGAAGCAGGUAUGACAUGGCACCAGUUUGUUUGGUUUUGUUGUUUGUAUGUCUGCUUCUGUUUGACAUGAAGGGGUGGUUUCCCAGACAUAGAUUAAGUCUAGUCCUAGACUUCUGUUUGACAUGAAGGGGUGGUUUCCCAGACACAGAUUAAGCCUAGUCUGAGACUUCUGUUUGACAUGAAGGGGUGGUUUCCCAGACAUAGAUUAAGUCUAGUCCUAGACUUCUGUUUGACAUGAAGGGGUGGUUUCCCAGACACAGAUUAAGCCUAGUCCUAGACUUCUGUUUGAUAUGAAGGGGUGGUUUCCCAGACAUAGAUUAAGCCUAGUCCUGCACUUCUGUUUGACAUGAAGGGGUGGUUUCCCAGACACAGAUUAAGCCUAGUCCUGUACUUCUGUUUGACACGAAGGGGUGGUUUCCCAGACACAGAUUAAGCCUAGUCCUAGACUUAAACACGUGGAGAUUCUCCAUUGAUCUGUUUUUUUUUUGUCCCGGACUAGGCUUAAUCUGUGUCCAGGAAACUGGUCCUUAAUGUCCCCAUCAGUGAUGAAUAAAAUACCUAUCUAAAUACCUAGCUAUCUAUUUCUCUAGGAGAGGACCCUGGCCCUGAAGACCAAGGAGAGGAUGGCUGCAGCAGCCGCAGGGUCAGGGAUGGGCUCUGGCUCUCUGCCUCCACCGUACCCAGGCCGCCGCACCAGCCAGCCCAGCAUGACUGCUCUCUACGGGGAUGACUUCAGC